Molecule: messenger RNA, 2175 nt
Organism: Suillus subaureus
Lineage: Eukaryota; Fungi; Basidiomycota; Agaricomycetes; Boletales; Suillaceae
Product: adaptin N terminal region-domain-containing protein
Exons: 9
Coding region: 1-2175 (724 amino acids)
Biological process (GO): intracellular protein transport; vesicle-mediated transport
Cellular component (GO): membrane coat
Molecular function (GO): clathrin binding
Source: RefSeq, a predicted model, not a curated record
AUGAGCAUACGAGCACCACGGAAAGGCGAAAACUAUGAGCUCAGUGUGGAUCUCAACAGCGAGUACCGCGAUAAACGAAAAGAUGCGAUCAAGCGGGUCAUAGCAUCUAUGACCGUUGGCAAAGACGUCAGCGGCUUGUUCCCCGAUGUCCUCAAGAAUAUGCAGACAGAUGACCUGGAACAGAAGAAGCUCGUGUAUCUAUAUCUCAUGAACUAUGCAAAGACACAGCCAGAACUCGUCAUAUUGGCCGUGAACACCUUCGUCAAGGACUCCGAGGAUCCUAACCCUCUCGUACGCGCACUGGCGAUUCGAACCAUGGGGUGUUUGCGUGCAGAGAAGAUUAUAGACUAUCUGUGCGACCCUCUUCAACGCGCCUUGCGAGAUGACAAUCCGUAUGUUCGAAAGACUGCUGCGCUCUGCGUUGCAAAGUUGUAUGAUCUCAAGCCCGAACUUGUCAUCGAGAAUGGUUUCUUGGAUCAGCUUCGUGAUAUGAUUUCAGAUAGCAACCCUAUGGUCGUAGCAAAUACAGUUGCGGCGCUCACAGACAUCCACAUCUCAGCAACCUCCAACCAACCAUCUGAUUCUACUUCCGAUCCCGCUGUAUUCUCCAUCACCUCCGCUAUACUGAACAAACUACUCAUCGCCCUCAACGAGUGUUCAGAAUGGGGUCGAGUCGCAAUCUUGAAUGCUCUGGCACGGUAUGAGGCACAGGACGACAAAGAGAGUGAGCACAUCUGCGAGCGCGUCGUACCUCAAUUCCAGCAUGUAAAUGGUAGUGUUGUUCUUGCCGCAAUGAAGGUCAUCAUGAUCCACAUACGCAAUGUUCGACGAGACGAUCUUGUUAAGCAGUUGAUUCGCAAGAUGGCACCACCACUCGUCACCCUGUUAUCGUCCCCGCCCGAGGUACAGUGGGUCGCGCUGCGGAAUAUCAACCUUCUCCUUCAAAAACGAUCCGACCUCCUUUCGAACGAAAUGAGGGUAUUUUUCUGUAAAUACAAUGACCCGUUGUACGUCAAGAUCGAGAAGCUUGAUAUCAUGGUCCGAUUGGCCAGUGAUAACAACGUGGAUGCUUUGUUGAGCGAGCUGAAAGAAUACUCGUCAGAAGUUGAUGUCGAUUUUGUCCGGAAGAGCAUCAAAGCUAUCGGCCAGACAGCUAUUUCAAUUGAGAGCGCAGCGGAACGUUGUGUGAACGUACUGUUAGAGCUCAUUAACACUCGCGUCAGCUAUGUGGUCCAAGAAGCCGUAGUCGUCAUGAAGGAUAUCUUCAGGAAGUACCCUUCUACAUACGAAGGUGUAAUUCCUACACUCUGCGCUAAUUUGGAAGAGCUAGAUGAGCCAGAAGCGAAAACGUCCUUGAUUUGGAUUAUUGGCGAGUAUGCCGACAAGAUUGACAACGCAGAUGAACUGUUGGGGAUAUUUGUGGACUCUUUCAUUGAGGAGUCGUACCAGGUUCAGCUUCAAACGUUAACUGCAGUGGUCAAGCUGUUCUUGAAGAAGCCUGACUCGUCCCAGGGAGUCGUUCAGCGUGUGCUGAAUACAGCAACGAAGGAUUGCGAUUCACCGGAUGUGCGGGACCGCGCUUACAUAUAUUGGAGACUCUUAUCAACAGACCCUGGCGCAGCCAAGGCUGUUGUCCUUGCCCAUCGGCCACCAAUAUCUAUCCCGAGAACAACAGUUUCGCCCGCGUUGCUUGAAGAGCUCCUCGGCGAGAUAUCAUCAUUAGCAAGUGUUUAUCACAAACCUGCUCAAACCUUUGUUGGUCAUGGACGGGUCGGUGCCGAUUCAGUGCAACGCAAAGGAUCAGAAAUCUCAGAUGCUCAGAAAGCCCUCCAGACGGUUGUUGCCGGCCAACAAGCAGAGAACCUUCUCGACUUUGGUGAUGAUUCUGCUCAGGAUGGGCAGCCUUCUGGGCUCGCCGCCACCCAAAUACUUCCUUCGACACCCGCUGCAGCAAAUUUCCUGUCAGGCACUUCUGCGAAUCCACUAGACGAUCUCGUGUCGAUCUUCGGUGGUAUGGAAACUAUGGAGACAGGUGCAGGAUCACUGUCAACGGCGCUAUCGCCGACGACGACAACCAUGUCCUCACCUUUCGAGGGAUUCGGAGGGUCACCAGCGCCAUCCUCCCAGCCGGCUCAGAAUGCGCAGCCCCAGGAGGAUUUGUUAGGGUUGUUCUAG